Trematosphaeria pertusa is the source of this 1640-nucleotide messenger RNA. RefSeq lists its product as uncharacterized. The coding region runs from base 199 to 1302 and encodes 367 amino acids. Lineage: Eukaryota; Fungi; Ascomycota; Dothideomycetes; Pleosporales; Trematosphaeriaceae. The transcript is spliced from 3 exons. The record is from RefSeq and is a predicted model, not a curated record.
GCCUCCGCUCGGUUCAUUUGACCACGCAGUUGCCCAAGCAGCCGUCCAAGCGCCUGCUCCUGCCUCCACUCUUCCUUCCAGGCUAUCCGUCAAGUCACUCUCACACUCUACGAGAGCACCUACAUAAUCCUACUCUCACCGCUCGUCAUACCUCAACCGCAGCUCCACGCUCUGCGUCCCCGCUAGUCCAGCACAACAAUGCGCGCUUUCCAGCUUCUGACAGCCCUCAUCGGCCUCGUAGCCGCUGCUCCCGCUCCUGCCUCAUCCUCCGAGACCGCCAUCGGCCACCCUGCCGCCCGCGACGUCAGCGAGGACGGGCCGUGGACCAGCUACAUGUGCAGCCAGAACUACAUGAACGAGUACUGCGUACGCGUGUACGCCUACAACAAGUGCGGCAACAUCCCGCAGCCCGUACACCUCAAGAACAAGUCCAUGAUGCAGUGGAAGGGCUGGCUCUGCGUCUACUACUGGACCGACAACUGCGACGUCGCCGACCACGCCGCGCUCACUGUCGACUCGCGUAAGGACUUCGUCUGGAUGAUGACCAUGGGGUCGAACGAGUGGGGCCUUGCGAGCGCGAACUGCAUUAUCCCCAGGACGCCGGCUGAGGCGCGCGGGUUCGUUGCGGAGGCUAGGGGCGCUGUUGUUGAGGCUGGCGCUGGGCUGGCAAGGACGGUGCUGGUGUGCAGCGAGCCGGGCUUCAGGGGGAACUGCACGGCGGUCGAUGCGUGGCGGAAGUGCAGCGGCAAUUUUAACCACGGCGCUGUCCAGUCUGUCGUCCAGCAGCAGGGCGCGGUUUGCCAGUACUUCCGCGAGCUCGACUGCGCGGCCGGCCACUCCCCCUCCAAGCAGACCAAUUCAACCGCCGGCACGCUGGCCUGGGCCGACAUGGCCGACUGGACCGGCAAAGUGCGCUCCUUCCAUUGCGACGCAGCCGGGCUGCAAACCCGCGCCCUCUCCCCAUCCGCCUUCCCAAACCCGCAGCCCCUCCGCGCAAACUCCUCCCUCCAAGCCCACGCCGCCGACGUCCCCGGCCACAUCACCGUCUGCACCCGCCCCAAUCUGCAGGGCCAGUGCUGGACCUUCAACGCGUGGAUGACGUGCCUCGCGCGCUUCCCCGCCGGGCUGAUCCGCUCCGUGCUGCAGGACAGGGGCGCCGUGUGCCAGUACUACACGGCGGCGGGCUGCUACUCUAGGGCGGGGGAGCCGCCGUAUGCGACGGUGGGGAGUGCGGCGGGGAGGACGCGCUGGGAGAUGGGGGCUUGGGAGGGGAGGGUGGUGUCGGUUUUGUGUACGGCGUGAGUAGGGGGUGGCGUCGAUUGUGGACUCUGGACUCUGGGGAUGAUGGUUCGGCAUGGAUCGGGUCCUGGUGGGUCUGUUGUGCUGGGAGUUAUGGUUCUUUUCACUAAUUGCUGGAGACGGCACCAUCCAUGUGCUUGCUUGAUGGGUGGGGUCUCAAGCAUGAAAUGCAAUUCCAUGCCAUGCAAUGCAAUGGAAUGGAAUGGAAUGGAAUGGAGUGGAACAGCAACAUCUUUCUUAUCUUAUCUUCUCAUCUACUAUAUCACGUUUCUCGGAGGAUGAUGUUGAUCACUAAAUUAAGCUAAGGCCCGGUCGGUCCUUCAACCCAAAAGAAACAUGAG